This is a messenger RNA of Python bivittatus (Burmese python), 910 nucleotides long. RefSeq names its product N-terminal glutamine amidase 1 (gene NTAQ1). Gene Ontology annotation, molecular function: protein-N-terminal asparagine amidohydrolase activity; protein-N-terminal glutamine amidohydrolase activity. Lineage: Eukaryota; Metazoa; Chordata; Lepidosauria; Squamata; Pythonidae. The record is from RefSeq and is a predicted model, not a curated record. Gene Ontology annotation, cellular component: cytosol; nucleus.
CGUUCCUUGUAACGCGUUCCCCCAGGGUGCUCGCAGCGGCACGCGUGAAGCGAUGCUUCCUGGACCGCGCUCAGCCGCCAGAGAAGAGCGGCUUCUGGCUCAGCCUUUCCCUGGGAAAUGAGCCCCCUCGGCCUUUCCCUUGGCCAGCCGAGAGAGGGCCUCAAUGGCGGCGGAGGCCGCGGCUGCCCCGGCCGCCUAUCAGCCGGUCGUGCCUUCUCGCUCCGUUUGCGUCUACACGAGCUGCUAUUGUGAAGAGAAUAUCUGGAAGCUCUGUGAACAUAUCCAAAGCAAGAAUCAAUACCCUUUAGAAGAAUUUUAUGCUGUUUUCAUUUCCAAUGACAGAAGGAUGGUACCACUUUGGAAGCAACAGGCAGGAUGUGCAGAUCAGCCUGUGAUUUGGGAUUACCAUGUUAUUUUGUUACAUGUGUCGAAUGGAGACCAGAACUUUAUCUAUGAUCUUGAUACUGUCCUACCUUUUCCAUGCCCUUUUGGCACUUACAUUGAAGAGGCUUUCAAAUCGGACAGCAUUAUUAAUCCUGGAUUUCGAAGAAAAGUGAGAUUGGUUCGAGCUGAUGUGUACCUGAAGACUUUCGCUUCUGACCGAUCACACAUGAAAGACACCAGCGGGAACUGGCUGAAAUCUCCUCCCCCAUAUCCAUGCAUUGAAACUGCGGAUUUCAAGAUGAAUCUGGACGACUUUAUUAGUAUGAAUCCAGAUGCAGGCUGGGGUUUUGUGCUGAAACUCCCUGAUUUUGUGCAAGAAUUUGGCAAUCAGAGCUAUGAAGAAGGACAAUGAAGAAUGAAAAUGCAGAUAUAGGUUUGACGUUUGCCAUGCUAUUUGUGUAUUGCUACGUUUAAAGUUGGAAUAACGUUGUGUUGUAGCAAAUAAAAAUGCACUUAGAAAAUAAAA